AUGUCCGUUGUGCUAGGAAGACUUUAUGACGGCGCAAAUCGAGGCCCUACGAGUGCACUUCGUUUCGACACAACCCAAUUUGUACAACCCGGCCAUCUUUUGGCUUCUCCAAACCAGGUCUAUCCACCCGAAUCUUCCUACCCUAAAUCCUGUAUCCGUUCUGGCCCCCCCAAUUUCGGCGUAUCGUCCGGAUUGACGGUCAGCGUGCAUGCUUUAGUGCAGGGGCCCGCAUCUUCAAUCUCCAAGACAUCAGUCCUUACUCGUACCAAAAGGGCUAGUUCAGACUCAUCCCAAAUCCCAAUACCUUCGAUUGUCAUCAACACGACCAACGCUUACCCCUCCGUUAUGAACUCGGCUGCAACAACCGCUAACCUCAAAAACUCAAUAUCUUUCAAAACUCUUCCAUUAAUGAAGGAUUCAAGACUUCAUGGAGCGGAUGACAAUGAUGAAAUAGAGCAAUACAAAGGUUUGGCCAAUGAAAAGACACGCACUGCUACAAAUCAUCACGUAAACGAAGAACUUGUGAAGCCCAUCCACUGUCAAAGACUUGGCGCAGAGGCAAUCAGGUCGCAUCGCAAAGAGUCUUUAGGCUUUUCGGGGUGCGCAUCAAGCGCCAGAAGUAAUCGAGGAUUCCAAAUGGAUGACGAACAGUCGAGGGAGCAAAGGGAUGAAAGGGAAAUUAAGUCGAACCAUCGAAAAAAGGACAUUGUCAAGAAGAUAAAAAGAGCAAUAAAAAAAUCUGCUUCGAAAGAUGAGACAGCAGCGAGUCUGGAAAGCAAUACAUGUGUUAAAGAGGAUAAAAUAGUUUUUGCACAUCAGCUUAAGGGUGCCAUAGAUGAAGAAGGUAAAAAAGAUGAGAUGGAAGAUGUGGAUGAUGAGGAUAUGGAUAAAGAAGAAGAGCCAGAAGAGCCCACUAUGCCGGAUCUUUCAAUGCGCAUGCUUUUAUGGGCCUCUCGCAGUAUGUGGCACCACCUGAUCUACACUAUGAUACCAAUUGAUAUAGAAGCCUGGCAGGAUCAGUCCCACUUCAGACGGAUUCUACAAAUUGUACAAUCUCCAAUUGUAUUUGUUUUUCGUGCCACGAUUCCCGUCGUCUUUGAGGAGAUGGCUGAUUCCGAGGAUGAGGCAGGUGAAGAGGUUGAAGAUGAGGACAUCAUAGAAGAGCAUAACACCGAUCCAAUAAGGCCGGUUGACGUAAUCAAGGAACAGAAGGUGGAUAGGCUUAAAACAGCAAAUGCUGUAGACAAUAAUGUAGAAACGAAGUUAAAUCACAGAACAUAUCGGACAAUGGAUCAGACUCAGUCAGAAAACUUUGAGUCCGAAGAGAUAAAAAUGCGAGAGGACUCAAAUUUAGUUGUGGCAGAAAAUCGCGGCAAAGCUCCGAAAGGGAGCCAGUUCGUAUCCGUUCCUAUUGGAGUGACUAUAUCAUUAACAAACGCAUGUCCUGUGCCUACCUUCGAGGUCAACCUUUCGCCGCUCGACUAUUGGCGGGAUGAAGUCACAGACCAUACCAAAAAUUACGACUCGACGUUAUCACUCAAGAAAUCGGAUAAGUUCUGCUGUGCGUCCACGAAAGACAUUGAAGAGAGGCUCAAGCGAAACCUGCCCGCAGGAGAAGAUGUUCUGUCCAUGAAUCAGGCAGAGGAUUCGUUCGGCGAGAGCGAGUCGAACUAUUCGCAUGAGGGGAAGGAAACGGACUGCAGCCAUUGUCAUUCAUACAAUGCAUCUGCUGAAAGUGAACCAUUGCCUCUUGACCUGGAUUCGAUGCAUGGAUGGUGUAAAUUGUUGAAUGGGGCUCAGUGCAUCAUUUCGCCUUCAAUAUGCCCUCUGCUGCUUACAUAGACAAAUUAG
Protopolystoma xenopodis is the source of this 1851-nucleotide messenger RNA. Lineage: Eukaryota; Metazoa; Platyhelminthes; Monogenea; Polystomatidea; Polystomatidae. The record is from the annotation of a GenBank genome assembly.